AUGCCUGGUUGCGAAGCUCACAAUUCAUCUAGACCUAAUUUCUCUCUCUGCAGACUGGCUCACCGAGGCUCGUGCCGCUGUGGGCAAGCAUGUCUUGUUAGUAGACUUAUGUUCUCCCAGCUGGACGCCUGCUUGGCAGCAUGUAAUUGCAGUCCUUUUCUGGCUACUUCCGAUAAAAUAGACGUUACUAACACUAGCCUUAACGAUUCUAUCAGCCUAGGCACCGAAGAUGAAGAGAAUGCUGGUGGUGCCGGUGGGGCUGCUGCUACCAGUAGCGGCAGUAGUCUUCCUUUUGUUGUCGGAGUUAUCAUUGCCUUCCUCGUCAUCCUGGUUGGCGUGGCUGUGUUUGUAAACAAGGGGGCUUGCAAGCGUCACAGCACUGGAUUGACUGUUACAGUCUCUUCUUUUUUGGCAGUCGAUAGCGGUGGACUCAUGCCUGGAGCCGACUCAUCUGGAAGUGACGGAACUCCUGCAAACUGCUCUGUACGCAGAAACACGGACAGGAGGCUUUUAGUCGCAGAAGAAUGUGCAGGAGGUGAGGUGCCUGCUAAGUUGUUGCCCAAUGGAACUGGCGGUACCGCAGGGCCAUACCUUUAUACUUCUGUAAAUGGUUUGUACUCUGCUACCUCUUCCGCUGUAACAUCAUCUUCAUGGUUUGGAGUGCUUGGCUCUAAUUGCCUUGCGGGUCAUAGAAAAUGUUUGUCCACUUCUGGCCAAGGUAUUACUGGUGAUGUGGAAUCCAGGACAGUUCCUGUUGGUGGCGGAAGUGCAAGCAGUUUGGUAUUGCUGGACGGCUUUGUGGAGGAGCCCAGUGUCAGCUACAACAUUCCACAGAAGGCUCGUUCUGCUUUCCGUCUUUACUCAGCUCCUGAAGUUGUCACUUUUGGUAUGAAUACACAAGCAGGCUUGUUUCAACCAGGAGACGUUUUGUUACCACAUGAGGUAGAAGAAGAUGAUGGAAAUGAAAAUGACAACGCAGGUGAUGGGGAUGAGGCUGCGUUAGUCGUAUUGGUUCAUGAAACUGCAGAAUCAGAGAUUGAGGGCGAAGAUUUGGCUGUUGAUGAUGAAGUAGAGGGAGAACACUGCCAAGUGAUGUUAACCAAUGCCAGAGAUAUCUUACAUGAUCCUGCUGGGACAGGACACGAGCUUCCCAUUACGGCUCUUUUUAAUGAAAAGGAAUUGGUACUCUCAGCUACAAAGGGGGGUGGGAAAAAAAAUGUUAAGAGGAAAGGGAAAGAUCAUGAAACUGUCCCUGAUGUUAAAAAAACGAGAAAAAAGAAAAAAGUGAACAAAGAGAAUAAAGGCAAAGUUGUGACAGAAGAGAAAGAUAAAAAAAAUAGAAAAAAGAAGCCAGCCAAAGUAGAUGUAAUAAGUGAGAUCGGCAGGUCUGAUCAAAGCAACCACAACCCACCGAGAGAUAACGACUCAAGCAUAUUAUCUUCGAACAAGAUUGCAAGUGGAGUUCCAGGAAGAAUUGUUCAUAUUCGUUCAAACGGCUGUCCAAAAGUCUCUCGUACUCCAGAGAGAUCGCCUUUGAUCCAACCCGACCGAUUUAUAACAGACUCAUCGCGUUUGUAUGAUCUUGCCUUAGCAAAGCCACUGGACCAGGUGACUGAAGAUUCAAAAUAUGAACGUUCGUCUCCACCCGCCGCCGGUCGGAUUUGCGCAGGCUUUGCCAGGCAGAAGUUACAAUUCGACCCGGUAUUUCAACGGCCAGGCAAGGGUAGACAACAAGAAGUACAAGUAAUUGCAACUGGCCUGUUUGACAGACCUGACAAUCAACGGUUGCGGCGACAGUUGCUGCCGCAGCAGCUCUCUUACGGUCAUUAUCGCCUGCUGGUUCGACCUCAGGGGGUCACUGAACUUCAAGAAUUCACUAUCCCUGCGACACCCCCUACCCUGAUGUCAAGUUCACCUGCCUUUGAUUAUUCAGGUAUUUUACAAAUAAUCGGAAACCCAUUUUUUUCUAAUGCAUUCGUCAAAUACAGAGCAUUUUUUAUUUGUGGAAGCCUUAUAUAUAAGCUGAAGGAACUUCGUUGCCUACUCUCUUUUGGCUUGCCUUUUGUAUUUGGUCCCUCUAGCAUUGCUGUUUCAGCACUAUUUAAGAUGAGAUUUGGAGCUUAUAUGCAUGCUUGUCUAGAUGCAUCCAGGAGGUAUCCUUAUAUAGUCUUAUUUUAUUUUGUUAAAUGUAUGAUUAUUAUAUUUCUUAUGUUAUUUUCGAAUUGCAUGGCUCUACUUCAUCAUCCAUUUUCUAUAAUGCCCAAUUAG
Protopolystoma xenopodis is the source of this 2268-nucleotide messenger RNA. The record is from the annotation of a GenBank genome assembly. NCBI's taxonomy places the organism in Eukaryota, Metazoa, Platyhelminthes, Monogenea, Polystomatidea, Polystomatidae.